Molecule: messenger RNA, 2275 nt
Organism: Mauremys reevesii (Reeves's turtle)
Lineage: Eukaryota; Metazoa; Chordata; Testudines; Geoemydidae
Gene: OSCP1
Product: organic solute carrier partner 1
Exons: 10
Coding region: 100-1239 (379 amino acids)
Biological process (GO): transport
Cellular component (GO): cytoplasm; plasma membrane
Source: RefSeq, a predicted model, not a curated record
GCCUGCCCGGGAGCCUGGAGCCGGCGGCUGCGAGGGACGGGCCCCGCGGCCCCGGCCGGACUCGGAGCGGCCCCGCCCGGCCCCGCCCGGCCCCGGGCCAUGUCGGCCCGCACGCUGCCGCUGCUCUUCCUCAACCUGGGCGGCGAGAUGCUCUACAUCCUGGACCAGCGGCUGCGGGCCCAGAGCAUCCCCGGGGAGAAGGCCCGCAAAGUUAUGAAUGAUAUCAUCACAACCAUGUUCAAUAAAAAGUUUAUGGAGGAGCUGUUUAAACCACAGGAACUCUAUUCCAAGAAGGCCCUGAGAACAGUGUAUGACCGGCUGGCUCAUGCUUCAAUCAUGAGGCUGAACCAGGCGAGCAUGGAUAAGCUCUAUGAUCUUAUGACUAUGGCUUUCAAAUACCAAGUUCUGCUCUGUCCUCGACCCAAAGACAUACUGCUAGUCACUUUCAAUCAUCUGGAUGCUAUCAAGGAUUUUAUACGAGACUCCCCUAAUAUUCUUAACCAAGUGGAUGAAACAUUUCGGCAGCUAAUCGAUAUGUACAGUUGUCUCUCUGCUGGUGAAUUUCAGCUGAUCAGGCAAACACUCCUAAUUUUCUUUCAGGACAUGCACAUCAGGGUCUCCAUCUUUCUAAAGGAUAAAGUACAAAACUCGAAUGGUCGCUUUGUGCUGCCUAUAUCAGGUCCUGUUCCAUGGGGAACAGAAGUUCCAGGACUCAUCAGGAUGUUUAAUUGCAAUGGAGAUGAAGUUAAAAGGGUUGAAUUCACCAAUGGUGGAAAUUAUAUCAGUCCACAAAGGGAAGGUUCAUUUGAUCUUUAUGGAGACAGAGUGCUUAAACUGGGGACAAACAUGUACAGUGUUAGUCGGCCAGUAGAGACACAUAUGUCAGGAGCAUCCAAGAGCUUGGCAUCCCACACAAAGGAGAAUGCAGCCCCUAACCCUCUUGCUAAAGAAGAACUGAACUUUUUGGCUAGACUAAUGGGAGGCCUGGAGAUCAAGAAACCCAGUGGCAGUGAGCCGGGAUUCCGAUUAAACCUAUUCACAACAGAUGAGGAGGAAGAAUAUGCAGCAUUGACCAGACCUGAAGAGUUAUCUUACAAAGUUAUCAACAUACAAGCAACCCAGGACCAACAGCAGAAUGAGGAGCUGGCUCGAAUCAUGGGGGAGUUUGAGGUGACAGAUCAGCCCAGACAGAGCACAAGCAAGGGAGAUGAUUUACUGGCUAUGAUGGAUGAAUUAUGAUACUCUGCUUCCCAGAGGCACAGGCAGAACAAGAAGCUGUUUAUUUAGUCACUUACAAUUUGAUAUAGACAGAAACCUGCUGCUAGUCUCCUACCACAUGGAGCUGUUACAAAUCCUGUCUGUUUGUCAUGACUGAUUACACAGGCCAGCCUCAGACCCCAGAAUCAGUCUGGGUGGCAUUUAUACACAUUCUAUCAAAACUACUCUGAUUUUAAAUGUGACCUUUCAAUAUUUGCCUCCUUCAUUUUCUGUGAAAGCUCUAGAUUGUUCCAGGCCUCUGACUUAGAAUCUUGAGUAAUUAAAGAAAAGGGGAAGUGAGUAUUCAUGUUCUGCCCUUAAGCUUUGCUGUGGGAAGUCUGGAUACUUUAGAUACCAUUUAUAAUGGGAAAUGUGAAGCUUGGUGUAAUAUAUACUAGCUUGUGUGUGAAUCUUUAGCCCUCCUGGCAGGAACAGUCCCUUCUCUUUGCCAGUUGAGGCCAGAGAAGAUUUUGUUUGCUUCAAUUCAUGUAGCUAGCUGUCUAUCCACCAUUAAACAGUAGCAACCUCUUUUUUGCAGCACUCCUAAAAAUGAGGUCUAGAAAUGACCUACUAUCAAAAAAGUGUCUUAUUUGUGUUUCUAUGUACUUAAUGUAUAUUUUUUUUCACUUUUCAAUAAGGUACAGUACCAUACUUCACUGUUCAUUUCUGCCCCCAUCACAAAACAGGGAACUCCAGUUCUUCAGAAAUAUUUUCCCAAGUGCAUAGGUUUUUCUGUCUUAGAAUAAAUCUGUUGGCCUGAGCAAUGUAAACUUCAGUCCCUAAAUGCUAUGCUAUCUACCACUUUUCUUACUUCGCUUUAGUGAUAUUCCUCUUUAUAAAUGUAGCAAUGUGAAAGUAACUUUCAGUUGGAUUACUUUUAUGGUCUGUUGUUUGCAAGAAAUAAGGAACCUUCUCUCAGCUACAAAUUAACUUGCCAAUACGAGUAAGUGGAUUUAGUUCCAGUAAAAUGCUGAUAGUAGAUUUAGGGUAAUAAAUCAGGAGCUGAUCCAAAAUCAUA